AUGCUUGCUUGCCCUCUGCCGACUCUUCUUAGUAGCGGGCCUUCCUCUUCACGUGUCCGCGUUUCCGAUGGUUCAAAGUACUGCUGGCAUGUGGCGCCAGGUCUCUGUGCUACUUUGACUCUCGACGUCUUACGCGCCAUGCUCCACCAUAUCCUUCACCAAGUUUUCGUCGACUUCAUGGCCGAUCGCGAAGAGCAGAUGGCGUCGUCUCUCGGUUAUCCUGAGCGACUUGCAGCCAUAUCUCGCUUCUCAUUCGUCCAUAUGCUCUCGUUCAUUUCGGCGACGUAG
Laccaria bicolor S238N-H82 is the source of this 288-nucleotide messenger RNA. RefSeq lists its product as uncharacterized. NCBI's taxonomy places the organism in Eukaryota, Fungi, Basidiomycota, Agaricomycetes, Agaricales, Hydnangiaceae. The record is from RefSeq and is a predicted model, not a curated record. The coding region runs from base 1 to 288 and encodes 95 amino acids. The transcript has 2 exons.